Amaranthus tricolor (Joseph's coat) is the source of this 1106-nucleotide messenger RNA. RefSeq names its product GCN5-related N-acetyltransferase 7, chloroplastic. Lineage: Eukaryota; Viridiplantae; Streptophyta; Magnoliopsida; Caryophyllales; Amaranthaceae. The transcript has 5 exons. The record is from RefSeq and is a predicted model, not a curated record. Gene Ontology annotation, molecular function: acyltransferase activity, transferring groups other than amino-acyl groups. The coding region runs from base 79 to 930 and encodes 283 amino acids. Gene Ontology annotation, cellular component: chloroplast.
CAUCAUUAAAAAUGAAAAGAAUGACAACGUCAAACGAACCUAAUCCAAUUCCAACUAACUAAGGAUUUUGGAGGGACGAUGACCAUGGCGACCUUUCCUCUCUCAACCUCAUCUUCAUCUCUUAUUAAUUCCUACACUUCAUCACCAUUUUCAUCUGUCGUUUCUCCCUCUCAUUUCUUUCCUCCGUUUUCCUCUCAUUCUCGACGCUUUUCCAGACUCUUCGUUUCGUCGACAGGUAUCUCCGACGUUCCUCAACAACGUUUCAUCGUCGACAAAUCUUCGCUUGUUUUAUAUGAAGCGGUUUCCGAGAACGAGCUUUGGGCUGCUGCUAAUCUUCGAAUUCGAACCUUUAAUGAAUUUAAGGAGGACUCUUUUGGAGUCGAGGAUCAUAAGAGGCACCUAGUUGAGCGUGAGUUUGAAGCGCUUAAAGAACGUGUUGCUGGAAAGAGGGAGGGUUUCAAAAAGGUAUCUUGUAUAAAUGCCUCCCUCCCUUUAUCACAUAUAUCAGCCUUGUCCAGAGAUCUUUCUACUACAUGUAAGUUUUCGGAUGACGAUGGAUUUAAAGUUGUGGUUGGGUCUCUUGACCUCAAUCAAUGUCUGAGGCUUCCCGAUGAGAUGACAGGGAUGAGGCCGCAGGGUAUUGGAGCUGAUUUUGCGAGGGCAUAUUUGAGCAACGUUUGUGUUGCCAAGGAGUUGCACAGAAAUGGAUUGGGUUAUGCACUUGUCUCAAAAGCAAAGUCUGUUGCUGAAAAGUGGGGCAUAACUGAUUUGUAUGUUCAUGUUGCUGCUGAUAACGAAUCGGCAAAGCAGUUGUAUUUGAAGAGUGGUUUCAUCCAUGAAAGCGAUGAACCUGCAUGGCAGGCCAGGUUCCUAAACAGACCAAGAAGACUCAUUCUUUGGUUUGGUUUGCCAAAUCCAUACGACUUGUAAACUGCAACCUAAGCUUACUCUUUUAUAUUGAUUAUCUUAUGAUGUAUCUGAUUUUUAUGUGUAUAUCUGAGGAGAGGCAAUAUGUUUUUCUUUUUAUAGCCUUACUGUAUAGUUCAGAUUACAUUUGUAUAUGAUAUCAAUAUAGGCAGUUCCCAUAAGUUUUGGGAUUUGUUGCA